UGGGUCGGGGCGGGAGUGUCAAAUCUACAUAUUCUCUCUCUCCGUCUCUCUCUCUCUCUCAUCCGUAGAUUCGAUUCAAUCGCCGAUCAUUUCUGGUCCUUCAAUCUCUGUCUCUCUCAUUCACAAUAAUGCUCCCUGAUUUUCAAGGAGUAGUUUUGAGUGGUCAAGAAAUGGAUGGGGACACAUUUUCUGGGGCACAGAUGAUAGAUGGGAAGGUUUUGCAGACAUUUCAGAAGAGCUUUGUGCAAGUUCAGACCAUUUUGGAUCACAACAGGCUGCUAAUCAGUGAGAUUAACCAGAACCAUGAGUCCAAGUCCCCCGAUAACUUGAACAGAAACGUCGGUCUGAUUAAGGAGCUCAACAAUAAUAUCAGAAAGGUUGUGGAUCUCUACGCUGGCCUCUCGACCUCCUUCUCGAAAACCAUGGAUGCUUCGUCGGAAGGUGACUCCAGUGGUGGUGCCGCCUUGAGGUCGUCGGAUGGAAAGGGCGGCUGCCACAAGAGGAACAGGCCCGGUUAGACAGGCUCCCGUGGGCGAGAGUAAGGCUCAUUCUUUUUUUUUUUUUUUUUGUUCGUGCUGGAAAACCCGAAAAAGUUCUUCACAAUUGCCUUUAGGUAGCAGCAGAAAGUCUAUAGAUUUUGUAGCAUAACUCCCCUCUGUCCUAAACCCCCUCCUAGAAAUAAUUUUCAAGAAAUUCUGUUGUGGAAAAGAAAAACAAAAAAACUCUGCUCUUGUUAAUGUGUAUGCAGAUUGCAGAUGUAAUGGAAAGAAGAAUGUUUGUAUCUUCU
Messenger RNA from Ipomoea nil (Japanese morning glory), 787 nucleotides. Its product is annotated as protein ELF4-LIKE 3-like. Lineage: Eukaryota; Viridiplantae; Streptophyta; Magnoliopsida; Solanales; Convolvulaceae. Gene Ontology annotation, biological process: positive regulation of circadian rhythm; entrainment of circadian clock. Bases 129 to 518 code for a protein of 129 amino acids. The record is from RefSeq and is a predicted model, not a curated record. The transcript has 2 exons.